UAUCAGAGCCAAGUUGGUACGGUUUAAUAUUAUUACUCAACGAGAUGAAUAGUGGGAGUGCUUCUAUGGGUGUAGCUAUGGAAAAGCUGGUUGGCAAUAACUAUAGUUAUUGGAAGUUAUGCAUGGAAGCUUAUCUACAAGGGCAAGAUUUAUGGGAUUUAAUUGAAGGUGAUGACACAGAAAUUCCAGCCGAUACUCCACAAAAUGCAAAAUUACGUCAACAAUGGAAGAUCAAGUGCGGAAAAGCCUUAUUUAGCUUGCGAACUUUGAUUAGCAAGGAGUAUAUUGAUCAUGUUCGUGAUUUAAAGUCACCAAAGCAAGUAUGGGAUACACUUCAAAAGUUGUUCACUAAGAAAAAUACCGCUCGACUGCAAUUUCUAGAGAAUGAACUAGCUAUGAAUUAGAUGCUGAGGAGCCAGUGAGUGAGGCUCGAUUACGGCGUUAUCUUAUUCGUGGAUUACGAAAAGAGUUUAUGCCCUUUGUUUCCUCAAUACAAGGGUGGGCAAAUCAACCUACGGUAAUUGAAUUGGAGAAUCUUCUUUCCAAUCAGGAAGCCUUGAUUAAGCAAAUGACUAGCAGCAACGAGUUUUCCCCAAAGUUAGAAGGUGUGUUGUAUGUCAAAGAUCAAAGGAGACAGAAUUUUCACUCAAGGCCUUCAUCUAGCAAUGAGAAUCAAUUCAGAAGUGACGAGUCGUCAAAGAAGCCAUUUAAAGCUUGUUACAGGUGUGGAAAACCAGGCCACUUUAAACGAGAUUGUCAGGCGAAAGUGGUGUGUGAUCAUUGCGGAAAGCCAGGCCAUAUUAAACCAAAUUGUCGAGUCAAGAUGCAAGAAUCAGAAGCAAAUGCGGUACAUGAAAAUAAAAGUUCUCCAGAUCCAAUUUGGGAAUAUUGCUUAACCACUGAGGUUCUUGACCAGCCAACAAACGUGACUUCAGCCGUAUAUCAAGAUGAUGUUUCUACAGGUGAUCAAAAUUCUAAUUCCACUACUUACGCUUCUGAGUUUGAUUCUCUCCAAAUUUCGCAUCUGGACUCUCUCUUUUUCUCCGAUUUCAAUUCUAUUGUCCCUG
Cucurbita moschata (crookneck pumpkin) is the source of this 1067-nucleotide messenger RNA. RefSeq lists its product as uncharacterized. Bases 45 to 404 code for a protein of 119 amino acids. The record is from RefSeq and is a predicted model, not a curated record. The transcript has 2 exons. Lineage: Eukaryota; Viridiplantae; Streptophyta; Magnoliopsida; Cucurbitales; Cucurbitaceae.